Salpingoeca rosetta is the source of this 1292-nucleotide messenger RNA. RefSeq lists its product as uncharacterized. Lineage: Eukaryota; Choanoflagellata; Craspedida; Salpingoecidae. Gene Ontology annotation, cellular component: actin filament. The transcript is spliced from 6 exons. Gene Ontology annotation, molecular function: actin filament binding. The record is from RefSeq and is a predicted model, not a curated record. The coding region runs from base 83 to 805 and encodes 240 amino acids. Gene Ontology annotation, biological process: actin filament organization.
AGCACAUACACACACAACAGUCGAGCACAGCAAGGACGAGACGCGAGAGCACGACUUUGUCAACCGAACCAGACUUACAAACAUGGAGAAGAUCAAGGCCAAGUUUGCUGCCCUCCGCCAGGAACUGGAUGAGGCGCACGAGGAGCUCGAAGACACAAAGCAGAAGCUCAAGGUCGCGGAGGAUCGCGCAACAAAGGCGGAGCAGGAGGCCAUCCAAGCUGAGCGCAAGAACACGCUCAUCGAGGAUGACCUCGACAAAGCAGAAGAGCGGGCAAACACGUUCCAGACCAAGGCGCAGGAGCUUGAGAAGGAGCGCGACGACCUGUUCCGGCAGCUGCAGGUGCUUGAGAAGGCCCAAGACACGGACGGCGACCGCGUGGGCGACCUUGAGGACGAGGUGCGCAAGCUGCGCGACCACAACCUGGAGCUCGAGCGAAACUACUCCGAGGCGUCGCGGAAACUGACGCUGUGCGAGACGGACCUUGAGAAGGCGGAGGACAGGGCAGACCUGGCAGAGGAGAAGGUGAAGGCCCUCCAAGACGAGCUCACACAGACUGUCAACGAGCUGCGCAGCCUUGAGAUUAGCGAGGAGAAGGCGCAGGCCGCCGACGAAGAGAGCGGCGAGAAGAUCCGGGAGCUCAACACCCGCAUCACGGAGUUGGAGACCAUGCACGAGGAAGAGUCACGCAAGGUUCGCGAGCUCGAGAAGGCAAACGAGGAUCUCGAAGACAAGCUUGCGGAAGUGGAGGAGCAGUACAAGCAAGCGAAGAAGGAGCUGGACGAGAUUUCCGAACUGGACCUCUGAUGUUUCAUCCCUCCAUCUCCUUCCAAUCGCGUUAUUGCUGCCGCUUUGUCUCUCUCCCACAUGCGCAUGACACACCUACCUCGCUUCUUGUCCACCGCCUAUGUACUCCUCGCCCGUCUGUCUCUGCAAUGGUGGCCCAACGCAUGAUUUGUUUUGUGCUGCUGCUGCUGCGGCGUGCUCGCCUGUUGUCCUUUCUCUUUUUGUUUCCUUUGCGUUGGUUUGCGAUAGACUGCGUUGUUUUGCGUCCUGCUUGCUUGCCUUUGCUUUUCCUGAACGUGAACGUACAAGUGUGUGUAUGUGUGUGUGUGUGUGUACAUGCGUGUGCGUGUGGUUUUGUCGACCAGAAAACGUCCGUGGACUGUGUUGUGUCUUUGGGCGUGUGCGUGUAUGAGCAUGUUGAGCGCGUGGCCUUGCUGCUUUGGCGAGCAACCCACGCAAACAACCAGUCAUCAUCACACAUAAAGAAACACAGAACAAUGGCAACAAC